Molecule: messenger RNA, 6262 nt
Organism: Corylus avellana
Lineage: Eukaryota; Viridiplantae; Streptophyta; Magnoliopsida; Fagales; Betulaceae
Product: Tetratricopeptide repeat (TPR)-like superfamily protein
Biological process (GO): organelle organization
Cellular component (GO): cytoplasm
Molecular function (GO): protein binding
Source: RefSeq, a predicted model, not a curated record
CACUCUGUCUCAUGGUUUCGUUAGUUUAAAGAAAGGAAAAAGUUCUGACUUUUUGGAUGGAGAGAUUAUUAUAAAGAGUGCACUGUGCAUGCAGAGGAACUUGUUUAUUCUGCAAAUUCACUCUUAAACCAAUUGAGGCAGACAAGUUUUAAUACUAAUCCAACAGUUUUGAUUUGCAAUGGCUCCCAAAACAGGCAAGACGAAGCCCCAUAAAGCCAAGGGAGAGAAGAAGAAGAAGGAAGAGAAAGUUUUGCCCAAUGUAAUUGAGAUUACAGUUGAAACACCAGAAGACUCCCAAGUGACCCUCAAGGGAAUCUCCACUGACAGGAUUUUAGAUGUGAGAAAGCUGUUGGGAGUCCAUGUCGAGACGUGUCAUUUGACCAACUUCUCCUUAUCACAUGAGGUCAAAGGACCGCGGCUGAAAGAUUCGGUGGACAUCCUCUCUCUCAAACCCUGCCACCUCUCCAUCGUGGAAGAGGAGUAUACAGAAGAUCUUGCAAUCGCUCACAUCAGGCGACUCCUCGACAUUGUGGCCUGCACCAACUCGUUUGGGCCGUCGUCCUCGUCGCCCAAGGCAGCGGGCCGAGCGGCCCAGCCUAAAGAGCCCGGCAUAGGGGAGGCCGAGCCUUCUCCGAGCCUGACCUCGGAUAAUGGUGGAGAUUCGACCCACAAGAAAUCAAGCGGGGCCCAGCGAGUUGGCGGCCCCGUGCUUAACAAGAGCGGGCCUGAUGGGACCGAGCGAGCCGAUGCCGCGGCCGUGUCGAUGUACCCGCCGCCGAGGCUCGGCCAGUUCUACGAAUUCUUCUCGUUCUCGCAUCUAACGCCGCCGGUGCAUUACAUUCGAAGAUCUACUCGUCCCUUCCUUGAAGAUAAAACAGAAGAUGAUUUCUUUCAAAUUGAUGUUCGAGUUUGCAGCGGGAAGCCGACGACAAUUGUUGCUUCCAGAAAGGGGUUCUACCCUACUGGGAAACACCCUCUUCUCAGUCACUCUUUGGUUGGUUUGCUGCAGCAGAUAAGCAGGGCUUUUGACGCCGCGUACAAAGGCCUUAUGAAAGCUUUCACAGAGCAUAAUAAAUUUGGCAAUCUUCCUUACGGUUUUCGGGCAAAUACAUGGGUUGUGCCCCCAGUUGUUGCUGAUAACACAUCUGUUUUCCCGCCACUUCCCAUGGAAGAUGAAAACUGGGGAGGAAAUGGCGGUGGGCAAGGAAGAGAUGGAAAAUAUGACUACAGACAGUGGGCAAAGGAGUUUGCCAUUCUGGCAGCCAUGCCUUGUAAAACGGCAGAAGAAAGGCAAAUUCGAGACCGGAAAGCCUUUCUGCUUCACAGUUUAUUCGUCGACGUGUCAGUUUUUAAAGCUGUUGCAGCAAUCAAGCAUCUUAUUGACAGUAAUCCUACCAUUUCAACCUCGCAUGAGGAAAGGGUUGGAGAUUUAAAUAUUAAGGUGACAAGAGAUGUACCUGAUGCAAGCACGAAGUUGGAUUGCAAAAAUGAUGGGAGUCAUGUUCUUGGAAUGUCACAGGAAGAGCUUGCUCGGAGAAAUUUACUCAAAGGCAUAACUGCUGAUGAGAGUGCUACUGUUCAUGAUACUUCUACUUUAAGUGUUGUGGUAGUUAGACAUUGUGGCUAUACGGCUGUUGUGAAAGUUUCAGCUGAAGUGAACUGGGAGGGUAAUCCUAUCCCCCAGGACAUUGACAUUGAUGACCAGCCUGAAGGAGGUGCCAAUGCCUUGAAUGUCAACAGCUUGAGAAUGCUAUUACACAAGCCAUCCACUCCUCAAUCGUCUAGUACAGGUCAACGAGUACAGAGUGCAGACAUUGAAAGUUUACGUGGUGCUAGGUCUUUGGUUAGGAAAGUAUUAGAAGAAAGUUUGCAGAAGUUUCAGGAAGAGCCCACUAAACAGACUAGGUCUAUCAGAUGGGAGCUCGGAGCAUGUUGGGUGCAACAUUUGCAAAGCCAAGCUUCAGGGAAAACUGAGUCUAAGAAAGCUGAAGAAACUAAGCCUGAGCCAGCUGUAAAGGGCCUUGGGAAGCAAGGUGGACUGCUAAAGGAGAUAAAGAAGAAAACAGAUGUCAAAAGCAGCAAAGCUGAACUGGGGAAGGAAGUUUCUAUGAAUAACAACCUUGACAUAAACAAGAGAUCAGAAAACAUUAGUCAGCAGGAAUUGGAGAAGCAAGAUAAGGAGAAGGAAAUGAUGUGGAAAAAGCUACUUCCUGAACCAGCAUAUUUACGCCUUAAAGAAUCAGAGACCGGUCUUCAUCAUAAGCUGCCUGAGGAGUUGACUGAAAUGGCUCACAAUUACUAUGCUGAUACUGCACUUCCAAAGCUGGUGGCAGAUUUUGGGUCCCUUGAACUUUCGCCAGUUGAUGGAAGGACAUUGACAGAUUUUAUGCACACCAGGGGUUUGCAAAUGUGUUCCCUAGGGCGUGUGGUUGAACUUGCAGAUAAGCUUCCUCAUGUUCAAUCACUCUGUAUACAUGAGAUGGUUGUUCGAGCCUACAAGCACAUAUUGCAAGCUGUAGUAGCAGCAGUUGAUAAUGUUGCUGACUUGGCUGCGUCAAUAGCAUCAUGUUUAAAUUUAUUAUUAGGAACACCAUCACUUGAAAACCCUGAUGUGGAUAUUACUAAAGAUGAUAAGUUAAAAUGGAAGUGGGUGGAAGCAUUCCUUUUGAAGAGGUUUGGUUGGCAUUGGAAAUGUGAAAGCUCUGAGGAUCUGAGAAAGUUUGCCAUUCUCCGUGGGCUGUGCCACAAGGUUGGACUUGAGCUUGUUCCUAGGGACUAUGAUAUGGACAGUGCAUUACCUUUUAGGAAGUCAGAUAUCAUUAGCAUGGUCCCCGUUUAUAAGCAUGUUGCAUGUUCCUCUGCUGAUGGGCGUACAUUGUUGGAGUCUUCAAAAACUUCCUUGGACAAAGGCAAAUUGGAGGAUGCUGUUAAUUAUGGCACGAAGGCACUCUCAAAACUUGUGUCUGUCUGUGGUCCUUAUCAUCGAAUGACAGCUGGAGCAUAUAGUCUUUUGGCUGUAGUUCUCUACCAUACAGGGGAUUUUAAUCAGGCGACCAUUUAUCAGCAAAAAGCAUUGGAUAUUAAUGAGAGAGAGCUUGGACUUGAUCACCCUGAUACAAUGAAAAGUUAUGGAGAUCUAGCUGUUUUUUACUAUCGACUUCAGCACACAGAGUUGGCUUUGAAGUACGUCAAUCGUGCUCUGUAUCUCUUGCACUUAACAUGUGGGCCUUCUCAUCCAAAUACUGCUGCCACUUACAUCAAUGUAGCAAUGAUGGAAGAAGGUUUGGGGAACGUCCAUGUUGCUCUUAGGUAUCUCCAUGAGGCAUUGAAAUGUAACCAAAGACUACUUGGGGCUGAUCAUAUACAGACUGCUGCCAGUUAUCAUGCAAUAGCAAUUGCUCUCUCUUUGAUGGAGGCAUACUCCUUAAGUGUUCAGCAUGAACAGACUACCCUACAGAUACUGCAGGCCAAACUAGGGUCCGAGGAUCUACGAACACAGGAUGCUGCUGCAUGGCUUGAGUACUUUGAGUCCAAGGCUCUGGAGCAACAAGAAGCUGCACGCCAUGGUACCCCAAAACCAGAUGCCUCAAUCUCCAGCAAAGGUCAUUUGAGCGUAUCGGACCUUUUGGAUUACAUAACGCCAGAUGCAGACAUGAAAGCGAGAGAGGCCCAAAAGAAAGCUCGUGCCAAGAUCAAAGGCAAACCAGGCCAAAACUGGGAUACAAUCUCAGAUGAAUAUCAGAAGGAUGAAAUUUUGUCGUCAAGUUUUCCCAUUGCAGAAAAUUCAAGUGAUAAAGAAAACACAGCCGAAGCUCAGUUUGCAGAACCUAGAGAUGACAAACCUGAUUCAAUCCUUUCUGAUCAAUCCGUACUGAUAAAAAAUGAUGAUGUGGCACAAGAUGACACCUCUGAUGAAGGAUGGCAAGAAGCCGUUCCUAAAGGUCGCUCACCUACAGCUCGCAAGUCUUCUAGUUCAAGGAGGCCAAGCCUAGCAAAACUAAAUACCAACUUCAUGAAUGUACCCCAGUCAUCAAGAUACCGUGGAAAGUCCACUAAUUUCGCAUCCCCAAGAACAACCCAAAAUGAGCCUGUUGCUUCAACUGGACCUGCUCCACCUGUUACAAAGAAUUUUGCUAAGAGUGCAAGCUUCAGUCCGAAGUUGAAUAACUCUAGCACCUCAACUAGUGGGGCAGAGAAAUUAGCCAACCCAAAGUCAGCCCCUGCUAGCCCAGCUUCCACUGAUCAAGUUGCUAAGUCUGCUCCUGCUGCAAGUCCGAUCAGUGUUAAGGCAGCUGGAAAACUUUUCUCCUACAAAGAAGUUGCUUUGGCUCCACCUGGAACAAUUGUGAAGGCAGUGGCAGAACAGUUGCCAAAAGGAAAUCUUCCCAAAGAACAAAAUCCUCAGGUUAGCCAGGAGGCAGCUGUGACAGAUCCCUCUCCUGGUGAGGUGACAAUAGUAAAGGACGCAAAGGAAGAAAAAGUUGAUAAACCCAAAGGAGAGAAACAUCUACAGGUUUCUAAGGAGGAAACAAAAGGCAAGGUCAACGAAGAAGAAAAACAAGGAAAAAAGGUUGACUUUGUGGGAUCAAAACCCCUUGAGGUUGUGAAGAGUGCUGCUAAAGAUAUCAAGGUGGGAGGUAAAAAAGUAGAAUUAAAGAGUGAUGCUGUUAAAGACACUGAAGCAGAAACUGGAAGUGUUGCAGUUCUCGAAGUUGAGAAUCCUGAUAUCUCUCAGGGUUUGAAGGCCAGUACUUCUAAAAGUGAAGUGUUGGGAGUGGGGCCAGAUGGUUGCUCAGAAACUUCUCCUGAUAAAGAUGCCCCCAUUUCUGAAGAAAAGGUGGCAGAUGGAGAUGAAAAUAAUGUUGACUCAGGUGUUAAGCCAAAGCCAACUGAAGGUGAAAAACAAGAUGAAGCAGAACCAGGAAAGGAGACAACCAAGAAACUUUCUGCUGCUGCACCUCCAUUUAAUCCAUCCACAAUUCCAGUCUUCGGCUCAGUCCCAGUUCCAGGAUUUAAAGAUCAUGGAGGAAUUCUGCCCCCACCAGUUAAUAUUCCUCCUAUGCUUACAGUCAAUCCUGUCCGUAGAUCACCUCAUCAGUCAGCAACAGCGAGGGUUCCAUAUGGUCCCCGGCUAUCUGGUGGCUAUAACAGAUCAGGAAAUCGGGUUCCACGCAAUAAAGCUGGCUUCCACAAUGGCGAACACAAUGGAGAUGGGAAUCAGUUCAGCCCUCCUUUAAUAAUGAACCCCCAUGCAGCUGAGUUUGUACCUGGCCAACCUUGGGUUCCCAAUGGCUAUCCACUAUCUCCAAAUGGUUAUUUGACUUCUCCAAAUGGUUUCCCCAUGUCUCCAAAUGGUGUUCCGGUGUCACCAAAUGGAUAUCCAGCAUCAGUAAAUGGUAUUCCAGUGACUCAAAAUGGGUUUCCAGUAUCUCCAAUCAGUUCGGUAGAAUCACCAACAGUUGUAAAUGGUGACAAUGGUGUUGAAAACAAAGAUGAGGCUGCAGUGGAAGUGGAGGCGGAAGCGAGUACCGAGAAGUCAUUUACAGAAGUUGAUGAAAAACCACCAAUUGAGCAGAAAUCGCAAGAAGAUCAAGCUGUAGACAAUGAAAACAAUCAUCCUGAAGUUGAAGAAAAGACUACAGAUAUAGUCCCAAUUGCUGCUGCUGCUGUUGACACUGUUGUGGCAAGUGAAACUUGCAAUAUUGCUGUGGUUGAGGAAAAACCAACCAAAUGUUGGGGAGAUUACAGUGACAGUGAAUCCGAGAUCGUUGAAGUUACAAGUUGAAGGAGGAUCAUGAAUUUCUUUUUAGAUGCAACGGCUAUGUUCACACCCAGGGUUGUAUUUCAUGAGACAACGGAAGUGAUAAGAUACAGUUAAUAAUGACAGAGACGUUUGUUUUCUGUCGAUUUUCUGCAGCAUAAUGAACUGCAAGCGCAGGCAUUGUGAAUACACUCAGUACAGUUUGGAUUUGUAGUAGCGAGGAGGAGAAUCAUUAAUGUAAAGUGAGCUAAUAAGCUGCAGAUGUGCGAAGGAAACACGACGACGGUGGAAGGAUCACUUGAGAAGUUCGUCGGUGACCGAGUCUCCUUUAUAUUUUUGUUCAUUUUAUAUUUUAUUCUUUUUUUUUCCUACUAUAAAUUUUGUUAUUGCCAUAAUAAAACAGAUAGAACAGUGGACGGUUUAUGCUUUCAAGCUCAUACUAUUAGAACUGAUGGCUGCAUGGAAAAUCUGCAAUAAUAAACUUCAAUGCUCUUGCCUGUA